CUGCAUGAACAUCGUGAGUACACCGAGGGAUGUAUUGAUAUCAUUUGUGAAGAGUGGGGAAGGAGUAGAACAGUUAGGUUGCUAAAAGUGAUGUUAGAAAAGUCAUGUCCAACACUGCCAUACAAUAUUGUUCUCAUUUUAAGAUCAAACUCAUCCAGAACAAAAGUAGUUGGUCAUAGCAGAUUAAGCAUCGUGCUAAAUAAAAAAAAUUUUGCUUUUGUGGAAACUGUUGUUGUAUCAAAGUCACACAGAGGGAAGGGAUUGGGCAGGAAGUUGAUGGAGGAAACAGAAAAACAUGCCUUGAAGUUGGGGAUAGAAACACUCUGCUUGACAACAUUGGACAAGCAGGACUUCUACAGGCAUCUAGGC
Helobdella robusta is the source of this 369-nucleotide messenger RNA. RefSeq lists its product as hypothetical. Gene Ontology annotation, cellular component: cytoplasm. The transcript has 4 exons. Gene Ontology annotation, biological process: protein acetylation. The record is from RefSeq and is a predicted model, not a curated record. The annotation marks the transcript as partial. NCBI's taxonomy places the organism in Eukaryota, Metazoa, Annelida, Clitellata, Rhynchobdellida, Glossiphoniidae. Gene Ontology annotation, molecular function: N-acetyltransferase activity; acetyl-CoA binding.